Molecule: messenger RNA, 927 nt
Organism: Bombyx mandarina (wild silkworm)
Lineage: Eukaryota; Metazoa; Arthropoda; Insecta; Lepidoptera; Bombycidae
Source: RefSeq, a predicted model, not a curated record
AUGUACACACAAGUCGAAGUUGAUCAGUUGCUACGUAAAUUUUGGGAGAUUGAUGAAUAUUCACCAAACGUGAAGCCUCUGUCAAAACUUGAAAUACAGUGUGAAGAGCAUUUUAAGAAAACUCACACUCGAAAAAACACUGACGGUCGAUAUGAGGUUCGCCUACCUUUCAAGGACGAAGACGCUCCAAAUUUAGGCAACUCCAGACAACUUGCUUUGAAACGCUUACAUCAGAUGGAGAAUAAGUUUAAGCGAAGACCCGAGUUUCACGAAGAAUACAGCAAGUUUAUGAGACAAUAUAAGUCACUCGGUCACAUGGAGGUCGUCCCUGAAACAGAGAAGAUGAAUAGAGCUUAUUACCUACCACAUCAUGCUGUUCUUCGUGCCUCGAGCCUCACUACAAAGUUGCGCGUAGUUUUUGACGGAAGCGCUAAGCCUGUAGACGGAAACUCACUUAACGAUGAGCUACUCAUCGGCCCACCGCUGCAACAAGAUAUACGAGAUUUAGUAACACGAUGGAGACAACAUAAGUACUGCCUAGUAGCUGAUAUACAACACAUGUACCGACAAAUACUUAUUUCAAAGCAAGACACUGAUUACCAGAGAAUCUUGUGGCGCGAAUCAUCGGAAGACACGAUUAGAGAAUAUCGGUUACUUACCGUCACAUAUGGCAGUUCAUGUGCUCCAUAUCUUGCUAUAAGGACACUUCAUCAACUUGCAGAGGACGAACGUGGAGAGUUUCCUGAAGCUGAACUUCUAAAAACUGAUCUUUAUAUGGACGAUUUGAUGACGGGCUCAUCUACAGAAGAAGACACUCAACGGCUUCAACGUCGCUUAACUGAACUGUUUAAACGUGGCGGUUUUCUUCUACACAAGUGGUCGUCUAAUAGUGAAACGGUUUUAAAUGAGAUUAGCACGAAAAAGUGA